Molecule: messenger RNA, 2283 nt
Organism: Aplysia californica (California sea hare)
Lineage: Eukaryota; Metazoa; Mollusca; Gastropoda; Aplysiida; Aplysiidae
Product: cysteine desulfurase, mitochondrial
Exons: 13
Coding region: 242-1624 (460 amino acids)
Biological process (GO): [2Fe-2S] cluster assembly
Cellular component (GO): mitochondrion; cytosol; nucleus
Molecular function (GO): pyridoxal phosphate binding; cysteine desulfurase activity
Source: RefSeq, a predicted model, not a curated record
GAAGUAAACAAUGCGACUUGCGUAAAGUGCGAAGGAUGGAGUGAAUUGGGGACUGCUGGCCAUGCUGAAAAACUAUGUUGUAGGCUAGAGCACGAAGUCUGGCGCAGUCAAAGUAACUUAUGAAUUACAUCUAGAGAAACUCCAAUUUAUUUUUUCUCUUGACAUUCGUCUGAAGAAGUCUGCAUCUCUUACCUUUAUUUAAGUUCUUUGAGAGAACCGAGAGACACCCUCGUCAGUCACCAUGUUAUCUAAUAUUUCAAGGUUGGGAAGGAAAACUUUGUCUGAAGCCACAAAAAUGGUCUCGACAUCUAAGGCCCAUUGUAAAGGGGUUCAUACAAGAGGCCCCGUCUCUGCAGCAUCUUCUGCUCCAGCACCAGCAGUAGAAGGAAAAGAGAAAAACACACCUGCCACAGACAUGAGACCUUUGUACCUGGAUGCUCAAGCUACAACACCAAUGGAUCCCCGAGUUUUGGAUGCGAUGAUGCCUUACAUGAUGAGCUUGUAUGGAAACCCUCACUCAAGGACUCAUGCAUAUGGCUGGGAGAGUGAAUCGGCUGUUGAGAAAGCGAGAAAGCAAGUGGCUGAUAUUAUUGGUGCAGAUUCAAGGGAGAUUAUAUUCACCAGUGGAGCAACUGAGUCCAACAAUAUCUCUGUGAAAGGUGUGGCAAGGUUUUACAAGAGCAAAAAGAACCAUAUCAUCACCACUCAAACGGAGCAUAAAUGUGUACUGGACUCAUGUCGUGCUUUGGAAGCUGAAGGGUUUGAGGUUACCUACCUUCCUGUCCAGGAGAAUGGUAUCAUUGACUUAAAGGAGCUGGAAGCCAGUAUGCGACCAGAGACUGUGCUUGUUUCGGUAAUGACAGUCAGCAAUGAGAUUGGUGUCAUACAGCCAAUAAGUGAAAUAGGGGCUCUUUGUCGGUCAAGAAAAAUUUUCUUCCACACGGAUGCGGCACAGGCUGUUGGAAAAAUCCCCUUGGACGUGAACGCCAUGAAUAUUGACCUCAUGUCUAUCAGUGGCCACAAAGUUUAUGGUCCAAAAGGUGUGGGAGCCCUGUACGUCAGACGUCGACCUCGUGUGAGAGUGGAGGCUCUUCAGAGUGGUGGUGGGCAGGAAAGAGGCAUGCGCAGUGGGACGGUGCCCACGCCUCUCGUGGUGGGAAUGGGAGCUGCCUGCGCUCUGUCGCAAGAGGAGAUGGAGUAUGACUCGAAGAGGGUGGAAACUUUGUCCAAGCGACUGAUUGAUCAGAUAAUGGCAGAAUGUCCACAAGUGAUCAGGAAUGGUGAUUCGAAACAGACAUACCCCGGGUGCGUUAAUCUGUCUUUUGCCUAUGUGGAAGGAGAAAGCUUGCUCAUGGCUUUAAAGGAUGUGGCGUUAUCAUCAGGGAGUGCUUGCACUUCUGCAUCAUUAGAGCCUUCAUAUGUUCUCAGAGCUAUUGGUGCGGAUGAGGAUUUGGCUCACUCUUCUAUCAGGUUUGGCAUUGGAAGGUUUACAACCGAGGAAGAAAUUGACUUUACAGCCCAGAAAUGUAUCACUCAUGUGAAGAGACUGCGAGAGAUGAGUCCAUUGUGGGAAAUGGUUCAAGACGGCAUUGACCUCAAGUCAAUCAAGUGGACUCAGCACUAGGAAAAAGCAAGCUUCGUUUUUGUACAUUAGUAAGCAUAAGAGAUUGAUAUUUAUGCAGAAACCUUUGCUCUGUUCUUCAAAAAAAUUUUUGUGUAGUAUAUAUAGAGAUAAGGUGAUUCAUAAUGACACAAUGUUUGUCUGCAAGUAUGAGGAAUAAGAAGAGGAUAGAGAGAAAGUGCAUUGAAUAGUGAAGAAGCUGUGGCUUCCCUGAGCAUUCUCCGCCUACUAGCUUGGUGUGAUCUGAGAUGGGUUGUUAUUGCUGCAGUGUAACGCCCAUGUAGUCAAAGUCUCAGGGGGGUCAUUUUGAAGGUCACCUUCACCAGGUUGAGGAGAACUUGAUGAGAAAUGAUGAGGAAAAUAAUUCAAACCCUGCUGGGAAUUGAACCUCAAACUUCUAGGUAGCAGGUCAUGUUCAUGACUGAAUGGGCUGCAGCAGCAGGAUUCAACAGUUUAUUUAGUAUGGUCAGAGUUGAGUAUGGGUGGACAGUUGGAGAGAUUUCUUUUACUGGAUAUUCAAUAUAUUCAACAAAGCAGAUAUUAUCAUUACUGUACUCCAAAGACCCUCGACAAGCAUCAUCAGGCAGGCUUUAACGUGGAACCCACAAGGAAAGCUUAAGAAGGGAAGACCAAAGAUGACAUGGAGGCGAGCGGUACAAGCG